CUUUAAGAGGGAAGCGCGGCUGGUGAGGACGUUCCAUCCUGGCACAUUGUAUCUCUGCGGCCGCCCAAUAGAACGUUCGGAGCCGAGCGUUCCGCCUUGUUCUAUCCCGUUCACAAGUUGCUGCCGCGCCCUUGAGCAGCCGCCCGCGUCCGGGAUCAUGCAGCGCUUGUGGAGCGGCCGGUGGCUGGCGCCGGGCGCCUGCCUGGCCUUGGGGCUGGGGUUAGGCGCUGGCUUACCCGGCAGGCGGAAGUCCGGAGCAGAAGCACCACCCCCCGCGGCGGCGGCGGGGCUGCUAGCCCGGCUGCCGAUCGUGCCGGUGGUGUCCGCCGCGACGACUUCUCUGCCGGUGCCCGCGGUGAUCUCUGGCCGGAGCGGGGAGCUGACCAAAUACGGCCUGCCGGGGCUGUCGCAGGUGCGGAGCCGCGAGUCCUACGUGCUGUGCUACGACCCGCGGAGCCGGAGCGCGCUCUGGGUGGUGGAGCAGCUCAACGCCGACGAGCUGAACGGCCCGGCGGACCGCAGAGGCUGCGAGUUUCUCGAGGAUGAUUCGGUGCACCCGUACCACCGCGCCAGCAACGAGGACUACCGCAAGAGCGGCUUCGACCGGGGCCACCUGGCGGCCGCCGCCAACCACAAGCGGAGCCAAAGAGCCAUGAGCGACACUUUCUACUUGAGCAACAUCGCCCCCCAGAAUCCUGAUCUAAAUCAGCAUGCCUGGAAUAACCUAGAGAAAUACUGCAGGGGUCUAACCAGAACGAACAAGAAUGUCUAUGUCUGCACUGGACCGCUUUUUCUACCCAGGAAAGAGGCUGAUGGGAAGAUGUACGUGAAGUACCAGGUGAUAGGAAAGAACCAGGUGGCUGUGCCCACUCACUUCUUCAAGGUGCUCAUCCUGGAGAAGCGCGAGGGGGGAAUUGAGCUCCGUCCCUACGUCAUGCCAAACUGCCCCGUGGACGAGAAGACCCCGCUGGAGCGCUUCCUGGUUCCCAUCGAGAGCAUCGAACGGGCAUCGGGGCUCCUUUUUGUCCCCAACAUCCUGAAGCAGACCAGCACGUUAAAAGCCGUCACAGCCGGAAACAAGAGCUAACCGUCUUUCCCCGAGAUGUGGGCAGCAGACCUCUGCUUGGUGUGAGAGACUUACUGGACCCUGGCGGAGCUAGAAGUAGCUUCUGCAGUAGCACUUUCUCUGUGACUCGGAGCCAAGCUCAUUUCUAGGGCAGCCGUUAGGCGAAUCUUGCAGGCAUUUUCGAAUAACUGGGUUGGCUGCAACCUGCCCGGACUUCUGUAUUCCUGUUGAGUGGCAGAUGAUUAUUUUAAUAAAAUCCAAUAACCCCUGCUAACUUGGCAAAGAGGUACCUUUGAACGUGGUGAUUCUCUUUAUUUAGCAGGGGGAGAGUAACUGGCCCCAUCCACCCCCAGCACAGGACCUCCCGUGGCUGUUGCUGGUGUCUGUCUUAUGGGUUGUUGUUUUUUUAGAUUGUGAGCCCUUUGGGGACAGGGAUCCAUCCUAUUUAUUUAUUAUUUCUCUGUGUAAACCACCCUGAGCCAUUUUUGGAAGGGCGGUAUAGAAAUCGAACAAAUAAAUAAGAGAGGGCUUAAAUAAAUCUCAGUCCACAGAAGAGA
Molecule: messenger RNA, 1623 nt
Organism: Hemicordylus capensis (graceful crag lizard)
Lineage: Eukaryota; Metazoa; Chordata; Lepidosauria; Squamata; Cordylidae
Gene: ENDOG
Product: endonuclease G
Exons: 3
Coding region: 158-1087 (309 amino acids)
Biological process (GO): apoptotic DNA fragmentation
Cellular component (GO): nucleus; mitochondrial inner membrane
Molecular function (GO): single-stranded DNA endonuclease activity; nucleic acid binding; RNA endonuclease activity
Source: RefSeq, a predicted model, not a curated record